AUGGACGACAUCAUCAGGUCACAGCUUGCAACUGCCUUUCGCGAUGGAGCUUGUCUCUUAGAUACUGCUCAUUCCUCGGUAUCUCCCUCAAAUCUACAGUCGGUGUUGGAGGCUCGCCUGUCACAAUAUUUCAGCCAAAUCAAUUCCCCUCGUGUCUUCGAACUUGAAACCCAAAAGUUGAGGACGUUGGAAGACGUACAAUUAUUGACCGCACAGGAAUCAUUAUCUGUUUUGCGAAGGAUACAAAAGAUACUCGGCUUGGAAGAUUCGACACCGGAAACCAGCCAAGCAACUUCUAGCCAGCCUCCUGCAGUCGGAGCAAGGGACCUUGGGCAACUUCGUACCCUGAUUUCAAUCGUAUGUAACUGGGGACUAAACCCUUUGUUCUCGAAAGUAAGCCAGUUUUGGAACCAGUUCUUGGAGAGCAAUGGUCGGGGGAUGAUCACGGAAACUUCCCCGUCGGGAGAUGAUUUGGAGCAGCUCUCCCUCAUGACACUCCAUUGUCUGUCCCUGCUGUUUCCUGACGGGGACCAAGGACCUGUGGAACAGACUUUUAUAUCGAUGGCUAUGUUGAACCGUCACCUUGCGGACCUUCUCCGGCCAGGUAUCGCUCUUGGCUGGCUACCGAGGAACUUCACCUUCGAUGGGAGAGAGACUCGAAAUGGAAUUCGGUCACUAGUCAUUCGAAUUCUUGCCAUUACAACCCCAGCUCAGUUGAUGGUUGCACUUGGGACGAUCAUCGUGUCCACACCUUCACCGCCCCCCCACGUUUCCAAGACGUGUGCUUCUCUUCUGACAAGGCAAUUACUCAGGCCGGAGGGCGUUCUGGGCCUUUGUGAGGCUGUUUUCGGAGGUGAAUUAGAUGAUGUGGAUCUGGAAAAACUUGAGCAUUUCGCUAGGACACUGGUCAUUGUGCCAUCCAAGAUGGCUCCAUCUGUGAAUACAAUACCUGCUUCCUAUAGACGAGCAGGGUCUUUCGCCUUGUAUCGUAUGCUGGCUGCUGACGGAUCCUUCCUACAUCAAGAUAUGGCAGAGUCAAUUGUAAAGGCCGCUUUGCAUGAUCCUUUUCUUCUGGUACCAGCCAUACCAUUGGCGUCCGAGUCUACAACCCCUCCUAUGCGCCUAUCGCCUCCUGAUGCGUUGUCUGUCAUCGUCACCUUACUUUUGAAUUCUGACCCUUCCCCUGUCUUGAUAUCAAGCUUGUUAUCACCCAUCCUGCCAGCCUUAUAUUCCCUGUCAUAUCAUUUAGAGAGGCACAAAACGUCAGAUCCACGCGUGAAAGAGUCUCUGCGAGGGAUACUAGUAUUGUGGGGGAAAAUCACGGACAGUCUAGAAGCCACUCAAGUGCUGUGGCGUAUUGUUGAACAUGGCAACGGCGAUAUGUGGAGUGUGGGGCUGGAGAGCGAUUUUUGGAGAGUGGCCCCUUCCGGGGUAGAACCGCCCUCGUUCUCUUUGAUGAUGCCUGAUGACCGAAAUGAGGAAAAAGAAGAGUUUAACUUGGACUCCAAUUUAUUCAAUCUCUACCCUGACCCAGCUCAUUUUGUACAAUUUCUCAAGGAGGCCGACCGCGGGGACGUUUCAUCCGAUCUGUUUGUGACGUUACUGGAAAAAUAUCGGGACCAAAGGCUUCAUCCCAGCAGCGAUCCAAUGCAGACUCUGCUUUACCUCCAAAUAAUUACGCAGAUGCAGAUGCAUCUUUCUGAAGGCACCACUUCGAACAUUCUCAAGAAGACAACGCAUUUGUUGACUUUUAUCAAGCAUGUUUUGGAACCUACCGCUGCUCCUGCUCCUUCACGUCCAUUCAAAGCUGCAGUCUCGCCGACGGUCGACCUAAUGCUUCCGACAACCGUCAACAGCUGGGAGGAUGACCUGGAUCGUGACUCUGACAGUGAUGACGAGAAGGAUCCGUCUAGUAUCGGACCAGAUGACGAUAUCAUUGAAACGGCAGUCAACCUGCUCCUCUCGGUUCUCGAAGCCAAUGAUAGUCUCUGUGCUCAUAGUUCGCCCGUACUCAAUGAUAUCUUCAAUCUUCUGGAACCACUUGCUAGGGACUCUUCGCUCGGCGUGCGACCACUAGCCCAAGAAGCGAGAUUGGUUAUAACUGCCCGGUUUGUGUCUGAAUCCACCAAGUCAAUAGCUACACAUUCGAAGGAGGAGAAAGCACAAGACAUUUACCAAAAGGCGCUUAGAUUACUUCAAGAUCCCAUUCUUCCAGUGCGCGCUCAUGGACUCCUUCUCCUUCGACAAUUAGUCAGUCCUCCGUCCCCUGGGCUUCGAGGUACUCCAGCAGUCAAAGAUCCGGCACUUGUCCCCGCAAUCCUUUCGAUAUUUUUACAAUCCAUACGAGACGACGAUUCGUACAUAUUCUUAAACGCCGUACAAGGAUUGGCGGUAAUGGUGGAUACCUUUGGUAAGGACGUCUUGAAAGGUCUCCUGGGAGAGUACGCCGGUGGUCUCAACGGGCUUAAUGUCCUAACCAACGACGACCUUGACGUACGCAUACGCGUUGGUGAGGCCUUGAGCAUUGUAAUUAAGCGAUGCGGGGAAGCACUCGGCAUAUUUGCCGACAUUUUAAUCCCACCUUUACAAACAAUUAUUCAAUCUCAUCACCUUCCAACAGUUCUGCGCACCUCGUCCCUCUCGAUUCUCUCGGAUUGUAUCAGCAUUUGCCCACUCGCUGUGUUUCCUUACAUCAAUGGCCUUUCGGAGGCUAUGAUUGACCUCUUACAGGUCGAGACCGUAUCGAUGUCAAACUCGCGGCCACCUGACAAGCAGGACGGAUCCCCGAGAAAGACGUCAACAAGUACGGAUGCAGAUAUAUCCAACCAGGAAAUGGAGAACCAGCCACUCUCCACAAAUUCGAAGCUUCCACCACUUCGGCGGGCUGGCUUGCAGUUUCUUGUUUUACUAAUAAGGAGAACAACAAGCCAACUUGAUGGUAUACCAAUCCAGGAAGCCCACUCUGCGUUGCUAUUGCCCGGCUCUUUGCUGAAGCGAGCCAGUAUCACAUUCGGGUAUUUGAUUUCAACAGACGAGGAUGAUGUUGUCAGGGUUAUGGCACGGGAAGGGAAAGAGAGUCUGGAGCAACUACAGAGAGCCCUACUGGGUAUUGACUGA
Laccaria bicolor S238N-H82 is the source of this 3117-nucleotide messenger RNA. RefSeq lists its product as uncharacterized. Lineage: Eukaryota; Fungi; Basidiomycota; Agaricomycetes; Agaricales; Hydnangiaceae. The transcript has 7 exons. Bases 1 to 3117 code for a protein of 1038 amino acids. Gene Ontology annotation, biological process: protein secretion. The record is from RefSeq and is a predicted model, not a curated record.